Sesamum indicum (sesame) is the source of this 1871-nucleotide messenger RNA. Its product is annotated as alanine--glyoxylate aminotransferase 2 homolog 3, mitochondrial. Gene Ontology annotation, cellular component: mitochondrion. NCBI's taxonomy places the organism in Eukaryota, Viridiplantae, Streptophyta, Magnoliopsida, Lamiales, Pedaliaceae. The record is from RefSeq and is a predicted model, not a curated record. Gene Ontology annotation, molecular function: transaminase activity; pyridoxal phosphate binding.
AGGAGUCUUAGUGAUGUUCACCUGACAUUUCCACCUAUACAACCUAUUAUUCACUCUCUCUCUCUCUCUCUUCUUGUUUUCAUGGUGGUGAAGAUGAUGCAUAGAAUCCUCCCCAGGGCGUUUUCGGGCAAAGCCUCUCUCCUCCGUUGCACUCCCACUGCAUCAAAAUCGACUCUAUCUCAACAACUUCAAGAAAAUGAGUCUCCUCUCCCGAAAAUGCCCCCAUUCGACUACACUCCGCCACCGUACUCCGGUCCCUCGGCCGAGGAGAUCCUCAGCAAACGCCUGCAGUUCCUGAGCCCCGCUGUUUUUCACUUCUUCAAGAACCCAUUGAGUUUGGUGGAUGGGAAGAUGCAGUAUUUGUUCGACGAAAAGGGUCGGAGAUAUUUGGAUGCGUUUGGCGGAAUAGCGACUGUGUGUUGUGGGCACUGUCAUCCCCAUGUGGUGGACGCUGUCGUCAAUCAGACCAAGCGUUUGCAGCAUUCGACCAUUCUGUACUUGAAUCCUGCUAUAGCCGAAUUCGCCGAGGCUCUCGCGGCUAAAUUCCCUGGGGAUCUCAAGGUUGUUUUCUUCACAAAUUCUGGGACGGAGGCAAACGAGUUGGCUCUGUUGAUGGCACGAUUAUACACAGGUUGUCAUGAUGUAAUUUCGAUUAGGAAUGGGUAUCAUGGCAAUGCAGCUGGGACGAUGGGCGCUACUGCUCAGAGUAGCUACAAAUUCAAUGUUGUCCAGAGUGGAGUCCACCAUGCACAGAAUCCCGACCAGUACAGGGGCGUAUUUGGCUCAGAUGGACUGAAGUAUGCAAGAGAUGUUGAUGAUAUAAUUACCUAUGGAACCUCUGGUCAUGUUGCUGCCUUCAUCGCUGAAGCUAUACAGGGAGUCGGUGGAAUUAUGGAGUUGGCCCCAGGAUACUUGCCAGCAGUCUAUAGCUCCAUCAGAAAAGCAGGGGGCCUUUGCAUAGCUGAUGAGGUCCAAUCAGGUUUCGCUAGGACAGGAAGCCACUUUUGGGGAUUUGAGGCCCAUGGAGUUGUGCCGGAUAUUGUAACCAUGGCCAAGGGCAUUGGAAAUGGAAUACCGCUUGGGGCUGUGGUUACCACUCCAGAGAUUGCGAAGGUCUUAGCUCAUCGCAGUUACUUCAAUACCUUUGGUGGCAAUCCCGUAUCUACUGCUGCUGGGCUUGCUGUUCUUCAAGUACUAGAAAAAGAAAAUCUUCAGCAGAAUGCAUUAACUGUUGGAUCCUAUCUGAAGGAACGUCUUACUUCUCUCAAAGACAAAUACGAGAUUAUUGGUGAUGUGAGGGGAAGAGGUCUAAUGCUCGGAGUUGAACUUGUAAAAGAUCGCCAACUGAAAACUCCCGCCAAGGUUGAGACCCUACAUGUAAUGGACCAGAUGAAAGAAAUGGGAAUACUGAUAGGAAAAGGGGGUUUCUUCGGCAACGUCUUUAGGAUCACUCCACCCCUCUGCUUCACCAAAGAUGAUGCUGAUUUUCUUGUAGAUGGGAUGGACUAUACAUUGUCAAAGAUGUAAACCCAAGUUGUCGUUGCCAAGGAUGGACAACAGCGACCAGCAUAGCAGUACAACCUCAGUUACGCAACUUCAUCCACAACGUCUUGUACUGUAGUAUAUGUAGAUUUGCCGUAUGGGAAAGGAGAUGGUGGGACAUCACCUCGUUGUCCCUCAUUCCGUUGUUACUCUAUACUGAUGUGUGAGCAGGAGCAGCUUCAGCUUCAACUAUGAAGUGGCCGGAAAUAAAGCUGCCUGCUGGGCGAAGAGAUGCUGAGACAUCACCUCGUUGUCUCUCUCUCUCUCUCUCCUUUGUAUUGAUUUAUGUAUUGGUGUAAUGGCUUGCAGACUAUGUUCUUGUUCUUCUC